Molecule: messenger RNA, 213 nt
Organism: Ramularia collo-cygni
Lineage: Eukaryota; Fungi; Ascomycota; Dothideomycetes; Mycosphaerellales; Mycosphaerellaceae
Exons: 1
Coding region: 1-213 (70 amino acids)
Source: RefSeq, a predicted model, not a curated record
AUGCCGAAGCAUUUCACGCUGCAGCAGCCAAUAACACAGCAACUGGCUAUUGCAGCCAUCCAGGCCCUCUCGGUGGAUCAACGCCAGUGGUUGAUCCACGAUGUUGACAGCACAAACCCUGGGUCCACCGAGAUUCAGUACCUUAUGUCACACCCGGAUGAGACGUGUUUGCGACAAAGAUACAAGACGACAGGAGCUGUCCAGUUUCUGUAA